Molecule: messenger RNA, 1467 nt
Organism: Seminavis robusta
Lineage: Eukaryota; Bacillariophyta; Bacillariophyceae; Naviculales; Naviculaceae
Source: the annotation of a GenBank genome assembly
ACUAGCUAGUUAGCUAGUAGAUGUAUGUACAUGUAUGUAUGCAGUUUAGGGCGUUGGAUCUUUUGGAAGGUUGUCCGAUGAACUUUGGAAGCUUUUGAGGAGAGAGGAUCCAGACAGUCUCACAAUUUCCAAAAGCUGAAAAGCAAAAGCAACCCACUACUAACACCCAUCAAUCAAACCAACCCAACCCCCACAAACUCUCAAUUUGAUCAUCCUCAGAACCUCUUCAACUCCUUUCAAGCCUUCACAUACCUUCAAAUACCUUAAGUUAAGUAAAGCCAAGCUAAGUAUAAACCAAGCCAAGAUGAGUACCUCCUUCAGUGUCAGCGCCUACAGCCACAUGAGCUCCGCCUUUGACAACGUGUCUCCCAUGAGCGUGAUCAUUGGAAGAGGCCGCAAGAUCCGUGAGCAUCCUGGCAACCAGCGCUUCUACGCCCUUGUUCGUUCCUGCCUGGAAGCUUACGCCACUGCUCCUACCAAGACCAAGAAGAGUCUGAUCAUCCUCAAGAUCCUCAAUGACGUUCGCUCUGCUUGCAACAACGAAGCCAACUUUGUCAAGCUGGACACCAACACGGGAGAGUACUACCCAGUCGAAGAGUCCGCCGCUCGAAUCACCAUUGCUCAGGCGCUCAGGGAUUCUCUCAAUGAACACUACAAGAGCUCCAAGCAGCACAAACAGCGUCGUCGUCUCAUUCAGAAGAGAGCUACUGCUUUCUCUGCUGCUGCUGCCAAGAACACCUGGAACUCAUCAAGCAACUCCAGCAUCAGCAGUGCCAGCAGCACCACUUCCUCCUGCACUCAUACUGGCAAUACCAACAUGAUGGAUGCCAUGAGCAUGAACUUGAACUUGAACCUGAACUCUGUUCUCCAAGACAUUCAGCCUUUGGCCAUGGCAAGACCCACCCUCGCUCUCACCCGUCAAGUCUCCAAUGGAAGUUCCAACAGUGCUGCUUCUUCCAACAACUCUGCCAAGAUGAGCAGUCUGCGCAGCAUUCUCGAUCAAGCGGUGGGAAUCUCCAAGAACCACCAUGUUGCUGUUACCGGUACUACACAAGAACAAGAAGAAACCGUCAUGGAUGACGUUUUCAGCUCGCUCUUCAAGGCUUUCGGACCUUCUUCCAAUGCCAAUGUCAACCCAUUCGAGCCUACUCCCAUUGCUGAACAACAGCAGACAGCAUUGUUCAGUGACAAUGCUUCUUAUGGAAGCAUCGAACAAGACUGGGAACCAUUUCCUAUCCGCUUGUAAACAGCCCUUCCACUUCCUUCAGACUCCUCUUGUUCACAACUAUUUUACUUCUUUUGUACAAUCACUGCUUUCUUCCAGCUUCCUGCUCCUCCUGAACAUGUAACUGUACAAACAAACGCAGAAAGGCAGCAACACGAACAAACACAUCGCUGCAAAACCAAAACAUACAAUGAUAUUCACAUAAACUACUCAAACUAUAGACUCUUAUCACUAUUACUGUU